Molecule: messenger RNA, 816 nt
Organism: Mesocestoides corti
Lineage: Eukaryota; Metazoa; Platyhelminthes; Cestoda; Cyclophyllidea; Mesocestoididae
Source: the annotation of a GenBank genome assembly
AUGACCCCGAUUUCACGCCUAAUUCUAGCUGAUCUCCCAGUGAGUACAGUUUGUGCCAGUGACUCCGAUUCUACUGAGUUCGAGCCAGGAGAUCGUGUUCGUCACUUGCCCUGUCGGCACUUUUUUCACGUGCAGUGCAUCGACACGUGGCUUCGCACUGCUGAUAACUGCCCAACUUGCCGGGGAAAGGUAGUCCCACUGUAUGAGCAACUCGGACGCCAGCACUCGGCCGACGCCCGUCUCCAGGAGUCGUCACGAGCCAACCGCGAAGCUCCCGCGAAUGUCGCCAGGAGCACUCGGCCGCGACAGGCUCACGCGUCGACCUCAACUACUGAUCGCCAGACAAGUGAAAGACUCAGCCGUCGUGCGAAUGGUGUUGGGCCCCAAGAGAACCGAGCCAGCCGUCUUAGACGUCUUCGAUUCAUUGAAAGACAGUCAACGGAGGCCGCCAGAUCCGGGGAGUGCCUGACAACGUACACCUCCGCGCACAGAUUCUGCGGACACUCAGCCUGCCCGAACAGACCGAGGGGAACGAAUUCACAGGAGACGUUCUUGUUUCCGCUUGGGGAAGAUCUGUGCCAAGGCGUGAUUUCCCUGUCAAUCACUCCGUCAGAACUGCACUCUGAAGCGUCGCACGCCCAGCCUCAUUCGGAGGCCCAAACGGUGAGCCCGUCUGGUCUUUCACGUCGGGACUUCUUCCGCUUACCAAAGGCUGCAGAGUGUGGCGUAGUACACGUGGCAGCAGAUCUGAGUGAAGAGCCGCGCCGACGCGCCGUCGAGGCUGCUCUUCGACGCUUCAGAGAAAACGCCCAGUAA